UUUACUUGUUGUCGUCGAUAGCAAAAACAUGUCCUCCUCAUCCGCCGUCGUGAUUGUCACUGGCGCGUCGCGUGGCAUUGGACUUGCGCUCGCCACCAUUCUGGUGAAGGACUUGAACGCCCGCAUUGUCAUCAAUGGUCGGACGGCCGGUGCGCUUGACGAACUCGCUGCCUCGCUCAACGCCCAUCGCGCGGAUAGCUGCGUUGCCGUGGCGGGCGAUGUCGCCGACCGGACCAUCGCCAAGCAGCUUGUCGACACGGCCAUCCAGCGCUAUGGCGCGAUCGACGCCGUCGUCAACAACGCCGCACUGCUCGAGCCCGUCAAGCGCAUUGCUGAUGUCGAUCCCGGCGAGUGGGCCGAGCUCAUGCGUAUCAACAUCCAAGGCCCGCUCAAUCUCACUCAGUUGGCCAUCCCGCACUUGCGAGCAUCCAAGGGUCGCGUCGUGCAUGUUAGCUCAGGCGCAGCAACAUCGCCGAUGGUUGGAGCUGGCGCGUACUCUGUCUCCAAGGCUGGGUUGAACAUGUUCAGCCGUGUGUUGGCUGCCGAAGAGCCCGAAAUCGUCUCUGUCGCCGUGAAGCCCGGUGUCGUUGACACCGCCAUGCAAGUGACGACACGAGGCUCUUCAGCGCAAGCUGUGCUCGACCCCGCAACGGCCGCUCGAUUCAUCAACCUCAAGUCAUCGGGAGAAAUUCUGCAGCCCGAGGUUCCUGCCCGAGCACUGGCAGUCGUGGCCCUGCGCGCCCCUUCAUCGUUUAGCGGCGAAUUCUUUGUUUGGAACGACGAGCGCAUUGCUGCCCUGUACUAACUGGUUCAAUGCCGCAUUUAAAAGUAAACAAUUACUUUCAUUGACA
Molecule: messenger RNA, 851 nt
Organism: Capsaspora owczarzaki ATCC 30864
Lineage: Eukaryota; Filasterea; Ministeriida; Capsasporidae
Exons: 6
Coding region: 29-805 (258 amino acids)
Cellular component (GO): intracellular anatomical structure
Molecular function (GO): oxidoreductase activity, acting on NAD(P)H, oxygen as acceptor
Source: RefSeq, a predicted model, not a curated record